AUGAAGGCCGAUAACGGAAAGUUUUUUUCUGUACAACGGUUUACUGAAGAAACGUGGAAAACUGCGUCACUUGCCGAUGAAAUCAGACUUUCAGAACUUCCCGAAUGGGUAGUGUUAUUAUUUACGAGGAGCAACGGAGGAAAUAUGUUAAAAAAAGAAGUCCUUCGAGAGUUACAAGUAGCUGAUUCAAUAGUUAAAAAUUACACCAUCCAAGUGUUUAAUCGAACAAUUGGAUAUGGUAAUAUCUGCGUUAAAGUGCGUAACAGAUGUUACGAAAACGCAUUUGUCGAAAUUAUCUCCGAUGCGGAAAACGUGCUAAAUGGAAAGAGAAAGUUCAAAUAUCCGGUGGACAUCGACACCUUGACCUAUUCUUAUCGCUCGUACGUCAUGAAUUUGGGAGGUGUUAAAACCGACGAAAAUGAUUACGUCAAAAGCGUGGAAGCCGUCCGAUUCGUUUACGUAAUUAACAAAACUGACGAAGAAAGCAAUGGACUUAGAGACAAAUGGGUAACUGAAGUUUAUCGACGAAUACAAAAUUAUAAGUUCCGAAACAUCAAACUUUUAAUAAAUGCGUUCUGGUCCAUAGAAGAAGAUACUAAAGAAUUCUUUUACAAUUUAAAACAUCUGAUUGGAGCCAUGGUAUCGUUUAUUUGUGUUUUCUCAAUGGCGACACUCAUGAGUCAGAAUUUGAUAAGAAGCAAACCUUGGAUGGGAUUAGCUUGUGUUUUGUCUGCAGGAAUGGCAGUCGUCACUUCAUUCGGAUUAAUGGGAUAUUGCGGAGUAGAGAACACUUACUGUAAUAUAUUGGUUCCUUUUAUUGUAUUAGUUACCGAAGUAGAUGACAGUUUCGUGCUGAUAGCGCGAUGGAAAAUAACCGAUCCCGAAAAAGGUGUAAAAGAACGAAUGUCAGACACUUUCGCUGAAGCCGGGGUGUCAAUCACCUUAACGUCAAUCACUAAUUUGUUUUCUUAUUGCAUCGGAAUGACUGCACCAAUUAUCGCGGUGAAAAUCUUUUGCAUUUACAGUGCGACGUGCAUAUUCUUCACAUAUGUUUUUCAAAUAACGUUCUUUGCUGGAUGCAUGGCGUUAAGCGGGUAUAGAGAAGAGAAAGGUCUUCAUCCAAUUACACUCAAAUCAUAUGCACAUAAAGAUUGUCAAGAAAUCCAAGAAAAUGAAGACUUCUUCAUGAGAAUAAUUAGAGAUAGAUUGGGAGACUUCCUUUUCCAUACAUCAACGAAGACGAUUGUAUUGACUCUGUAUUUAAUCAACUUAGGAUUUGGAAGUUACGGAGUGUAUUUUCUAAAGCAAGGAUUGGAUUUUCAAAACAUGUAUCCAGCAGGUUCAGAAAUAUACGAAAGUUCACGAAUAUAUUACAAAUACUUCACUGAAUACUCAUUUCCUGUUCAGAUAAUCAUUAACAAAACUCUCGAUUAUUCGGAUGAACACGUUCAGAAAUCGGUGAAAGAUCUUCUUAAAAGAUUUGAGUCUCAUCCUCACAUAGCCGAGUCUCGUUUUACGGUUUCCUGGCUGAAAUAUUACGAAGAAUUUCAGAGAAAUCCAGUUGCACAAUAUGCCUUAAGAGGAUACAACAUGUCGGACAAAAAUGAUUUCAUGGAAGGACUUCGAGUUUUCUUGCGAUUUAAAGCAGCCGAGCAAUUUUCAAACGAUUUGGUGUUCAGCCCGGAUGGAUCCGAAAUUACGUGCAGUCGAUUUUUUGUUAUCACGAAGAAAAUUUCCAACAGAGAUAUUGAAAUCGAAACAACGAAAGAAUUUAUGAAUAUUGCGGAUGAAGCACCUUUUCCGGUCCUAAUUCACAGCAUAUUGUCAAGUAUGAUAGAACAGGGAGUAAUCAUCGAAGGUAUAGCUAAGCAACUGUUUUGGAUCACUGGGUUAUUGAUCGCGAUUGUAUUUUUCAGUGUAAUACCAAAUAUCUUUUGUUCUCUUGUGGUGGCAAUUUCUGUUGUUUCUACCACAAUAGAAACUAUAGGUUACAUGAGUAUGUGGGGCAUUAACUUAGAUAUAUUAUCUUUGUCGAGUUUGAUUCUUUGCAUCGGAUUUUGUGUUAAUUAUCCGGCUCAUAUUGCAUAUGCCUUUGUGACGUCAACUUGCAAAACACCGAAAGAAAAGAUGAGGGAUUCGUUGUAUCGCGUAGGGUUUCCCAUAAUUCAAGGAACUUUAUCCACUAUUUUAGGAAUACUUUUCAUAUAUAAAGAAUCGUACGUAUUACUGACAUUUUUGAAAGUUGUGUUUAUAAUCACAAUAGAAACUGCCUUUCACGCUUUAUUUUUUACCCCAGUCGUUCUUUCUUUGUUAUUUUCUUGUUCUUGCUUGAGAGAAAAGAUUAAGAUUAGAGAAGCAAGACAGGAAUUAGUUCACUUAAAAAUUGGUCGGCAAUAA
Molecule: messenger RNA, 2397 nt
Organism: Centruroides sculpturatus (bark scorpion)
Lineage: Eukaryota; Metazoa; Arthropoda; Arachnida; Scorpiones; Buthidae
Product: patched domain-containing protein 3-like
Exons: 3
Coding region: 1-2397 (798 amino acids)
Cellular component (GO): membrane
Source: RefSeq, a predicted model, not a curated record